AUGAGAAAGUGGUUCAUUAAUGUGCGAACUUUAAACAGAUAUAACAAACUGUGUGUGUUAGAACAAAGAAAGAGGCGUUUUCCAGUCCGAUGUACCAGUAGCAUUGUUAUAAAUUCAGUCGAUGAUAAAUCAAUAAGCUACAGAUAUUUCCAUACAACAUAUGUAAAAAACAAAAUUGUUGCAUUUAAAUUAUCCGACAUUGGCGAGGGAAUAAGAGAAGUUGUCGUCAAAGAAUGGUUUGUCAAAGUAGGAGAUAAGGUACAGCAAUUUGAUAACAUUUGUGAAGUGCAGAGCGAUAAAGCAGCUGUAACUAUCACAAGUCGAUACGAUGGUAUUGUUACUCGACUUUACCAUGAAGUUGACCAAACUGCGCUGGUUGGCCAUCCUCUAGUAGAUAUCGAUGUUGAAAAUGGAUCGGAUGAAGAAGACUCAUCAGAUUCUGACACAGAAGUAAGCAACGAAUCCCCUAAACCAGAAAAUCAAGCAAAUCAAAGGGUAAAAGUAUUAACUACUCCCGCAGUUAGAAGAAUUGCAGCUCAAUUUAAAGUAGACUUAAGCACAAUUAAUCCAACGGGAAGAAACGGCAGAAUUCUCAAAGAAGACGUUUUGUCGCAUCUCAAUAUGACAGCCGAUAAAUCCAAUGAAAUUCCAGAUAUGACGACCAUACAAGCUAUAUCGAUGCCAGUAUCUAUGGCACAAGCAAGAAUAGAAGUCGUCAUGGAGGAUAAAAUAGUACCUGUUACUGGAUUUACUAAAGCCAUGGUAAAAUCCAUGACAGAAGCAAUGAAAAUUCCUCAUUUUGGAUUUAGCGACGAAUACAAUGUCACAAAAUUAGUACAAUCCAGAGAGAGUUUGAAGACUAUAGCGCAAGAGAAAGGAGUUAAAUUAACGUAUAUGCCGAUCAUUAUAAAGGCCUCAUCAUUAGCCCUCACUGCUCAUCCUGUACUUAACAGCAGCCUUGACAGUUCCUGCGAAAAUCUUAUAUAUAAAGCUAAACAUAAUAUUGGUGUCGCAAUGGAUACGCCUAACGGUUUAGUAGUUCCAGUGAUAAAAAAUGUGCAGCAAAAAAGUAUACUUGAGAUAGCAAGAGAGCUCAACAUUUUACAAGAAAAAGGUCUAAAGGGACAACUUGGUCUCAACGACAUAUCAGGAGGAACUUUUACUCUAUCAAACAUAGGCAUUGUUGGUGGAACUUAUGCGAAACCGGUAAUACUUCCACCACAGGUCGCAAUAGGCGCACUUGGAAAAAUUCAGGUACUACCUAGAUUUAACUCUCAAGGUGACGUAGUGAAGGCUUAUAUUCUUACAGUGAGCUGGUCAGCGGACCACAGGGUCGUGGAUGGAGUAACAAUGGCGAAAUUUUCAAACAACUUGAAAAUGUAUCUCGAAGAUCCUUACAAACUACUUUUAGAUAUUUAG
This is a messenger RNA of Parnassius apollo (apollo), 1419 nucleotides long. The record is from the annotation of a GenBank genome assembly. Lineage: Eukaryota; Metazoa; Arthropoda; Insecta; Lepidoptera; Papilionidae.